Messenger RNA from Colletotrichum spaethianum, 1758 nucleotides. Its product is annotated as efflux pump FUBT. Lineage: Eukaryota; Fungi; Ascomycota; Sordariomycetes; Glomerellales; Glomerellaceae. The transcript is spliced from 2 exons. Gene Ontology annotation, biological process: transmembrane transport. Gene Ontology annotation, molecular function: transmembrane transporter activity. The coding region runs from base 1 to 1758 and encodes 585 amino acids. The record is from RefSeq and is a predicted model, not a curated record.
AUGGCGUCAGCGCCGCAGUCCUCCUCGUCCUCGAUCACGGCGACCGAGGCCGACGUCGAGGCCCAGAAGCCCGUCAACAAGGCCAACUACUUCCACCUCCUCUUCGACCAGGCCGGCGUCACAGAGGCCGUCCUCGAGCGCAAGUACCCCGGCGAGGGCACCCAAGAGUCGCCCUACGUCGUCGACUUCCUACCCGAGGAUGCCCACAACCCCCAGACCUUCCCCAAGUGGAAGAAGUGGACAUACACCAUCGAGCAGGCCAUCGCCACUCUUGCAGUCGCCUUUGUGAGCACAGCCUACUCUGGCGGUAUUGCCGAGGUCAUCCGUGACUUUGGCGUGUCCACCGAGAUUGGUAUCCUGGGUGUGUCUCUGUUCGUCGUGGGAUUCGCCGUCGGCCCCCUGAUGUGGGCUCCCCUUUCCGAGCUGUACGGACGUCAGUACCUCUUCAUCGCGACUUACAUCGCCCUCACGGCUUUCAACGCUGGUGCCGCCGGCGCCCAGAACAUCCAGACGCUCAUCAUCCUACGCUUCUUUGCCGGCACCUUUGGCGCCUCGCCCAUGACCAACGCCGGCGGUGUCAUCGCCGACAUGUUCAACGCGAACGAGCGUGGCCUGGCCACGGCCAUCUUUGCUGCCGCUCCCUUCCUCGGACCGUCUAUUGGUCCCAUUGUCGGUGGAUUUCUCGGUGUCGCCGAGGGCUGGCGCUGGAUCGAAGGCCUGAUGGCCAUCUUUACCGGCAUUCUCCUUAUCGUUGUCGGCCUGACGGUCCCCGAGACCUACGCCCCGGUCCUCCUCCGCCGCCGCGCCGAAAAGCUCUCCGAGAUCACCGGCAAGUCGUACCUCUCCAAGUACGAGGCCCACCAGCCGCGCAAGACGGUCGCCCAGCAGUUCAAGGUUGCCCUCUCCCGCCCCUGGAUCCUCCUCUUUAAGGAGCCCAUCGUCCUCCUGACAUCCAUCUACAUGGCCAUUAUCUACGGCACCCUUUACAUGCUCUUCGCCGCGUUCCCCAUCGUCUUCCAGCGCCACCGCGGCUGGUCUCCUGGCGUCGGCGGCCUGGCUUUCCUGGGUGUCGCCGUCGGCAUGAUCGUUGCCGUCAUCUACACCGCGUUCGACAGCCGUCGCUACCUCAAGGUCUCCGCUGCCCACGGCGGCUUCGCCCCUCCCGAGGCCCGCCUGCCCCCUUCCAUGGUCGGCGCCUGCCUCCUGCCCAUCGGCCUCUUCUGGUUCGCCUGGACCAACGGCCCCGAGAUCCACUGGAUCGUCUCCAUCAUCGCCUCGGGUUUCUUCGCCGCCGGCCUGGUCCUCGUCUUCCUCAGUCUGCUCAACUACCUCAUCGACUCGUACGUCAUCUUCGCCGCCAGUGUCCUCGCGGCCAACUCUGUCAUGCGGUCCCUCUUCGGCGCUGCUUUCCCGCUCUUCACCACUCAGAUGUACGAGAACCUGGGCAUCCACUGGGCUUCGUCCAUCCCGGCCUUCCUCGCCCUCGCUUGCCUGCCCUGCCCCUUCCUCUUCUACAAGUACGGACAUAUCAUCCGGAGAAAAUGUGCUUUCGCCGCCGAGGCCGCCGCCGUUCUGGAGCGCAUGCGCAAGACGAACGAGGAGGUCAACGAGGACGAAGCCAUGGCCGAGGAGGAGAAGAACGAGCACGCGCACACAAAGUCUGCCUCGGCCAGCGAUGGCGGCGUGCUCUCUGAUGACGAGCGGACUGUGGAGGGCGAGCUCCGUGAUGACGAAGCUGCCCGCAAGGUGCAGGCUUAG